Rhizophagus irregularis DAOM 181602=DAOM 197198 is the source of this 2203-nucleotide messenger RNA. RefSeq lists its product as uncharacterized. Lineage: Eukaryota; Fungi; Glomeromycota; Glomeromycetes; Glomerales; Glomeraceae. The record is from RefSeq and is a predicted model, not a curated record.
GAAUAAUAAAGUAGACCUGAAAUAUAUACUAUAUAUAUCGCUAAGCUUAAGAAGUAAAAAUUUCAAAAUAUAAUUGACCUAACUACGAGAUCAAGAUGGUUAAGCUCUAUUAAUUUGAAGGCAAUGCAGAGUGAUGAUUUAGGUUAAUUAUUGUUUAUUUCCUGCAAAACACUAGAAGUAUUGUUUGUUCUCAGUAUUAAAUCAAAAUAACGUGGCUUAAAAGAACUCUAAAGUUAUGAAAUAUUUUAGUUCGUCAAUAUUUCAAGGUAUCAUCAUCGGUUGGGUUACUUCCGUCUUGAUAUUUAUAUUGUUGGUCUUUGUAGGAAUGUGGGGCAAAAUAACGGGACUCGAUGUCAUGUGGGACUUGCGUGUUGGUUUGUUCUUGACGGCUGUAACAGUGACCACAAAAGUAAUAUCUUUUAUUGCAUGUUUCAUGAUGCCGGCUAUUUUAACAGGAAUGCUUGUCUUAAACAAAAUACCAACGCUGAACGGGUCUGGUGCAAUGAUUAGUCAAUUAAUAGAAGCAUCUAUAACUCUUAGUCCAUUGUGUACUUUAAAAGCCUGCUUUAAUUCUGGUAAAACUCGUAAACUUGCUAUCGUUAUUGCCUCAGUCCUGGUUUGGCAAUAUACGGUAUCACUAGCUGAUUUGUAUCUCCAUAUAACCGCUGUUGGAAGGUCUCAACAACUGCCAGGAUUAAUGAUCCCAAGUGCGAGAUCAUUAGAUAUAGCAAAAAAUUGUUCCUUUUCAUACAUUACUACUUGUUUUAGAAAUAAACGUGGACUGAGCAAUCCAGGUAAAGCAUUGAAAAUAUAUCGAAAUACGAGUGAUACAUUUCAGAUUUGGAAUAAUGAUGAUGGUGUUUACCUUUUGCAAGCUCCGCCUUUAAAUACAAGCUAUGCAUAUUCAGGAUCUGGUAUCUUAUUAAAACCUUUCUGUGAACCAGUCAGUACAUUAUGCAAUUUAAAAGCCAGAUAUGGUGCUAUGACAAAUUAUUCUUGCCCUGAGUCACUGUGGUACGCCUCAGGGAAUACACAAACUGUACUAUCCGAUGUAAAUGUUACUAGUGACGUUUUUGAACCGAUUGAUAACUUAUACAUAGCAUUAAAUCCUAUACAUGCAAUUGUCACUAUACGAUAUAAUACUGAACGUAUAGAAUAUGAUUCUGAGUUCGUAGGCGAAGUUCAUGGUGGCCAUUCAAUCUUGCUACACUGCCAAAUCUUAACCUCAAUAACUGAAAAUGUUGUCACUCUUGGAUCGUUAAAAUCAUUACCAUUAGGAAAUUUGACAACUUCGCAACAAUUUGCCCUUGGUGUUGCAUCAUCGGAAGGUGAAUUGCUUAGGAGAACGGUAGAUGAUGUUGAAGAUGUAGCACAUAGUACUGGUAAUAGCACGUUAUUUGCCAAUGCAUUUGCACAACAAUGGGCUCAAGCGACAAUUGCCGGAUUUAGUAGUGGUGCAGUACAAGCAAAUGGGGAAGGAGAUGGGGAAGGAGAUGGGGAAGGGUAUGGUUAUGUGCUUGAAGUGAUUAAGGAACAAACUUUUGCUCCACUUUCAGCUGUUUUGAUUUAUGCCAUUGUCAUCACAUUCCCACUAUUCAUCUUUUCCUGUGUAUGUGUGUUUUCUCUGCAAAAUGAUACUAUCUGGAUACUUGUUGAAUUCAUUUGUACACCACAGAGACUGCUUUACCAAGCCUUAUUUAAGGAGCAUCAUAUGGAUGAUGCUUGUUCAAAAAGUUUAUCAGAUCAAGCAAUGAGAAUUAAAGAGGUGGAAUGUGAUGUCAAAUUAGAAGAGGGACAUUUAAAAUUGACGACAAAAAUACAAUAAAUUAAAACAACAAAAAUGUAUUUUAUAAUUUAUAAUAAUGGUUGAUUAGUACUUUAAUAUUUUGAUAGACGGAAAAACAAUAAUUCUAGAAAUUUCAGACAUUCCAUAAUAUAAUAAUAAUAUCCGGAUAAUGAUCACGUUAAAAAGCGUAUUUUUAAUACUCUUCAAUGGCGAUAAUUAUCAUUAUUUAUUAUAAAAUUCAGUUAAGUAUUAAAUUAAUGAAAGCAGCUAUAUAACCCACCGUAAAAAUUGCCUUACAAUUAUAUUAUAAUGGUUUUAUGAGGAAACGUUCAAUAGUUGUUGAUCUCAUCGUUUAUUUGUUUAAAUCAUAAAUAAUUAAAUGAAAUUAAUAAAGACUAAUGGAAUAAAAUAAAAGAU